GAGGGACGGGCGCCCCGCUGCCGGACCCAGCCAAGGGCACCGCGCUGCCCGGCCCUGCGCCGGCAGGCACCUCUUCCCGGGGCUCCUGGGGACGCCAGAAGAAAAGUCAGCCAGCCGUUGCUCUGCGUCUCUUUGGCCCUACGUUGGAUCUUUUUUAAAUUUUUUUUUUUAAUUUUCUUCCCUCCAACCCCCCCCACCCCCUUCUUUCUUAACUUUUGAAUGAACUGGUUUCUGGGGCUGGAUAUUUCAACUUCUUCCCUGGCUGUAAACUUCCCCUCCACACAACUCCCCCGCAGAUUUGUUCUUUUGGCAACUGCGGGAAGAAAGCUUGCGAAGAUACGUGUGCGUGGGAGAGGGUGCGUGCGUGUGUAACCCGAGCCGCCCGCGCUGUUUGCAUCUGCGCCGCGGAGCCACCUCCCAGGGCCCCGCUCCACCUGCUGCGGUUAGGCGGUGCUCCUGGGUAUUUGUGCGUCGCGGAGCCGCCGGCCGGCGGGCAGGCAGGCGCUGGGGCUGCGCAGAAGGAGGAUCGUCUGGUAGCUGCCCGAGCCCGGGGCUGACUCACGCCGGCCGGUGUAGACAGUGGCCCGGCUUCCGAAGAGCGCGUGUCUGCGCGUGUGUGACUCUGCUGCUCCAUCAACUCCCACGAAACCGCAGGAUCAGCCACAAACUUCACCAACAUCCCCCAACCCCAGUUCUCAGAUGUGGAGAGCUGUGUGUCCUGAAUGUCAUCGACUUGGAAUUUCUUUCUCCUUUAUACUUUUUUUGCAGAUUAGCUAGAGAUCUUUGAAAAGCUGAUUUUUCUGCACUGAGCGUUUUGCGAGAGACCAUGACAGGUACUUCUAGCCCAACCCUGCUCCAACUACUGAAGCUGAUUUUCAAGGCUACUUAAAAAAAAAAAAUCUUCAGCGAACAUUAAUGGAUUUCGGUUGUGUUUAAAUUCUCUGCAGAUUAUGUUGUAAAUAUUUUAUGAAGUAGAGCAUAUGUAUAUAUUUAUAUGUGUGUGUUCACAUACAGUAGAGGCACGAUUUUUUUUUUUGCAACUCGCAACUCUUGCUUUUGAGAAAGGAAGCCAGUUUUUCAUGACAAAAAGGGACACUGUGUAUAUGGAAUCUAUGCGUGUGCUUUGUAUUCUGUCGGGACUUUAAACAUAAUUCACCUGCAAAAAGAAAAAAAAACAAACAUACAGGCGCUUCACUCCUGGAACUUCCAAGUCGUAUAUUUGCCGGUCGUUUCUGCUCUCUGCAUAAUUUUUUUUUUCCUAAGAAGUGUAUGGGAAUUUUGCCCCGGGAACUUUUGUGAGCAGUCAAAGACUGAACUUGAACUCUGAAGAUCAGUCUCGCUUUGGCGUCUGCGUCUGGAUUCUGGUCGCCUACUUUGAAGCGCACCGAGGGGUCGGUCGCCAGGAGCCCCGCGGCCCCGUGCCCGCCAGAAGCCCCCUCCACCCCCCGGACUGGGACUAUCAGUAACUCCCCGCUUGCCCCCCAGGGUCCCCGCAGCCUUCGAGGGCCCCCCCGGACUUGUAUGUUGGUGUCCCGGGAGCUGCUGGCUGAAGCUCCGCGCCCCCCUCGCCGUCUAGUGGGAGCUAUUUGCAGGGUCCUAACUCAAUCGGCUUGUUGUGAUGCGUAUCCCCGUAGAUGCCAGCACAAGCCGCCGCUUCACGCCGCCUUCCACCGCGCUGAGCCCGGGCAAGAUGAGCGACGCGCUGCCGCUCGGCGCCCCGGACGCCGGCGCCGCCCUGGCCGGCAAACUGAGGAGCGGCGACCGCAGCAUGGUGGAGGUGCUGGCCGACCACCCGGGCGAACUGGUGCGCACAGACAGCCCCAACUUCCUCUGCUCCGUGCUGCCCACGCACUGGCGCUGCAACAAGACCCUGCCCAUCGCUUUCAAGGUGGUGGCUCUGGGGGAUGUCCCAGAUGGCACUCUGGUCACCGUGAUGGCUGGCAAUGAUGAGAACUACUCAGCAGAGCUGAGAAACGCCACCGCAGCCAUGAAGAACCAAGUUGCAAGAUUUAAUGACCUCAGGUUUGUCGGUCGCAGUGGGAGAGGGAAGAGCUUCACCCUGACCAUCACCGUCUUCACAAACCCGCCACAAGUCGCCACCUACCACAGGGCCAUCAAGAUCACGGUGGACGGACCCCGGGAACCCCGAAAUACAAGGCAGAUCCAGCCGUCCCCACCGUGGUCCUACGAUCAGUCCUACCAGUACCUGGGCUCAAUCGCCUCUCCUUCCGUGCACCCAGCAACGCCCAUUUCGCCUGGACGUGCCAGCGGCAUGACGACCCUCUCCGCAGAACUUUCCAGUCGGCUCUCAAGUGAGUGGCUUGCGAACACAUGUUUCUGCAGCAGAUUUGCACAGCGAGCGCAGGCCUCCCCGACGCAACUCACCAGAUGUUUUCUCCUCCGCUCUGCAGCAGCGCCCGACCUGACGUUCAGCGAUCCGCGCCAGUUCCCCGCUCUGUCCUCCAUCUCAGACCCUCGCAUGCACUACCCAGGCGCCUUCACCUACUCCCCGACGCCCGUCACGUCGGGCAUCGGCAUCGGCAUGCCGGCCAUGGGCUCGGCCACGCGCUACCACACGUACCUGCCGCCGCCCUACCCGGGCUCGUCGCAGGCGCAGGGAGGUCCGUUCCAGACCAGCUCGCCCUCCUACCACCUGUACUACGGCGCCUCGGCCGGCUCCUACCAGUUCCCCUUGGUGGGCGGCGAGCGCUCGCCACCGCGCAUCCUGCCGCCCUGCACCAACGCCUCCACCGGCUCGGCCCUGCUCAACCCCAGCCUUCCGAACCAGAGCGACGUGGUGGAGGCCGAGGGCAGCCACAGCAACUCGCCCACCAACAUGGCACCUGCCGCGCGCCUGGAGGAGGCCGUGUGGCGGCCCUACUGAGGGACAGCGGCCACCUGGGAUCGUCCGACGCGACACUGACCAGGGAAGAGCUGCGGGGAGCCCCGCGUGCUGCGUGCUGCGGGGAGCCCCGCCUGGGCCCGCCGCUGCCAUCACCAUCACCUGGGGACCCCACUCCAGGCCGGGCACCCCUGCGCUACGCCGCUGUCGCCCCUGGCACUUCGCAGGUUUUCAAACCUGACCCAGUUUGAGGGUGUCCACCAGACCGUCGCCAGCGUGUGGACACGUGGCAAAGGAAACAGGAAGAUUCCCGGAGGGAAACUGUGAAUGCUUCUGAUUUAGCAAUGCUGUGAAUAAAAGAAAGAUUUUAUACCCUUGACUUCACUUUUUAACCAAGUCGUUUCUUCCAAAGAAUAUGGAAUUUUGGUUAGGGGAGGGGGGCCGCGGAGGGAUGCAACUCGUCCUGUUUGACAUCUAAUUCUUUUUUUUUUUUUUUUCCUUUUCCGCACCUUAUCAAUGGCAAAAUGCGUAUUUGCAUUUGGGUGGUUUUUAUUUUUAUAUACACAGAUACAAAUUUGAGCUUGCUUCUUUCUUGCUUUGACAAUUGAAAGAACUAUAUGAUUUCCUUCUCUGUUUUAUUUAACUUUUCUUUGGACUGGUGUGUAGCUGUGCCUUUUUUUUUUUUUUCUUCGAGACAGCUACAGCUUUGGGUCAUUUUUAACUACUGUAUUCCCACAAGGAAUCCCUAUUUAUGUAUCUUGAUGUUCAGACAUUUACUUACGUGUUGAUACUUUUUUUUAAUUAUUUAAAUGUACUUAUAUUAAGAAGAAAAAAAUCAAGUACUACAUUCUUUUCUUUUGUUUGUGAAAGAAGCCAGAGUUAAAUGUGUCACAUUGAAGAAGGCUGGAAAAAAAAGGAUGGCUAAUGUGAUCACUUGGUUAUCUAGAAAUAUUGUUUACAUUAAACUCCCUUUUAUGUUAAUUAAACAAGUUGGUCGCUAAUGCAGCAAUGUUUUUAAAUAGGAUUUUCAGACACUGAGAGUCACUCCGAAGAUCAGAAGUAUGGAAUUUUCUGGUACGCUCUACAAAGGGUCUGAUAUCUGGCUCCUCUUCAGACAGCGAAGGUCAAGUCUGGUCCCCGAGGGUUCAGACAGGUGCCGGUGAUCACGUGUUCCGGGGAGGAUUCAGUUUCUCCCGAGGGAUUUGCUCACUCCAAGGCCUUUGGUGAUUUCUGACAUGCUUUGUAAGGGAAGACAUCCCAAGUGGAGCUCUGUUGACAGAGGGGCCAAGUUAGUGGAUGGAGGGGGUGUCUUAACCAGUCACAUCGAGGGGCUAGCAGUUCCUCUUUGCAACCGUACCUGUUCACUGACGCAGAACAGAAUCUGUGGCUGUCCACCAGUGGCGGCAGAGGAAGGGACUAGUCCAGGUGCCUUUGGGGUGAAAAGCCUCCAGUUGAGCUUACAGAGGGUGAACCCAGAGGCUGUAGGAGCGGGUCCCUCCGCAUGCACACCAGUGAUGAGUCAGGGGUUGGAACACUCAGGACCCCUCGCCCUCUGCAACUCCCCACUCCCACCCCCCAGACUGAGACCCUGCCCUAUGGGGUGUGGCACCAGCAUGCCCGGGAAGAGUCAUGUUGCUGCUGGCCAUGGCUACAAUCUCAAUGUUAUCAAUGUCACUGUAAAUUCGAUGGCACUCUGUUCACUAGAGGAUUUGGUCUCGAUGCAGCUGCAUGACUGCUGACUUAGACAUGCGUGUGUUUGAGACGAUCUGGUUGUUAUUUAAUGUACCUCUUAAAUUAGUGGAAGUGAUUUCAGGUCAACUCUGCGGAGUAUUUGAAAGCAGGACUUCAGAACAGUGUUUGAUUUUUAUUUUAUAAAUUUAAGUGUUCAAAUUAGAUCUUUGGCUGCAGGCAGCAAAACAGCUGGACUUAUUUAAAACAACUUGAUUUUUUUUUUGAAUUUUCUUUAUAUAUAUAUAUUGAUUAUUUGUUUUACACAGAUGCAGUAGCACUUUGGUGAGAGUUAAAGGGUAAAGCAGCUUGUGUUGUUAGUUCGUUCUUAUCUAGAAGGGCUAUAGCAGAUCUUGGAGAAACCCAGAACCUGUUCAUUUUCAUACCAGACAGCUGCCUCCGCACCAGUUUCAUAUUCCAUACAUAUUUUUUUUUUUUGCGAUUCAAUUACCAUCCAAUGUCAGAAAAGUUAAAAAUUGCAUUUCUAGAAAGGACCGCUAACCCAUUUCUCCCCAGCUGAGCUGAAGAUAUUCCUUAGCACAUUUAUUGCCCUAUGUGACCUGGCAGAAUACUGAGGGGGAAUGAAGGAAUCAGAGUCUCUCUUUUUAUUUUUAUUUUUUUUUUUCAGUUCCAUGUUGGUACCUGGAGAUAUUCAACCCAAACCUGCCUCAUUACCCACCCCCUCCCCAGGAAAAUCAGAGAUUCCCUCGCACACAAUCUUCACUCCAGAAAGAGGCUGAAUGGAGAGGGCUCGUCACUCUGGGUAGACUCAUUGGCUUUAGGAAAAAAAAAAUUACAUCUCAGUUGUUCGGAAGAUAGGUCUUGCACGUGCAGACACACACAUAAAUAUAGAUAUAUUUUGCAUCCAUUGCUUCCAGGUAAAUUAAGGUGUCAGGAAGAUCCUUAAUGCCAAUCGUGUACUAACUGGGUCUACCUGCGAGCAUUGGUGCACAAGUGCAGGAGCCUUUUGUGCUUAUUCAGGCCCUUGCUCAUUUCAACACAUCGACAUAUAAUUUCACUUCCGUCUUUCUCGCUGUCUGAGAAACGUUUUUCUCCCUUUUCCUCCAUCUUAGCAAGCCGACCUGCAGCCUUUAUGAUCUUUCCACUUUCUGGGAGGAGCUCGCACACACCUUCAACCACAGUGCCCAAGGUCCCAGAAGGCAGGCUGGCCACGGUGAGUCAGCCUUGCUCAGGCCAGUGAGCUACUCCUGGCUAAGCCUUCAGGAUCUGCAGUCACAGGAACCCUGCGAGGCCCAGUCGGCGAGGAGGCAGCCUGGCCACAGCCCGUCCUGCCCCCGCCAGGCAUCUGUGCAGAUAAACAGGAUGCUCUGAUCAGAGAGGAGGAUGGUUUGGUCUGCAGGUCCUACAGUUUGCAACUGCAGAUGUCUGUCUUGCAAUACCUGUAAUCUCGGGACAUUCCGUCCUGGUGACUUUUCAUUUUGGCAGUGUAUGUGUGUGUGUGUGUGUGUGUGUGUUUUAUUUUUUAGGGAGAUGACAUGUUUGGGGUCUUUUAUACAUGAAAAAUUGGUUUGACAAGAAACGCAGGAAACUUUUUUUUUAAUGUCUGAACAAGCAAAAUACCAUUUUAUUUAACCCUAGAGUACACAUUUAGGGGUUUUGUUUAUUUGUUGGGAAUUUUUUUCCCUGCCUUUAGCCAGGUCAGUAUUGAUGAGACUGAUCACGUGGCAUUUCUUUUUUCUUCCCAGAAGAGUUGCAUCAACAAAUUUAAUUGUAUUUAUGUAUGUAAAUAGAUUUUAAGCUUCAUUAUAAAAUAUUAAUGGCUAUAAUAACGUUCUUCAUUUUUGUGUGUUUCCAAGGACCUUUUCUUAUGUUUGCUACAUACUGUAGGAAAAAUGCUUCUUUCUACUUUGUUUAUUUUAGACUUUAAAAUGAGCUACUCCUUACUUACUUUUGUAAACAGCUAACGGCAUGGUUCCAAUUUCUUUUUUUAAGUUCACUUUUGUUCUAAAGGAAAUGAAUGUGCAAAAAAACCAAAAAGAACUGUUGGUUAUUUGUGUUAUUCUGGAUGUAUAAUGAUCAAUGGAAAAAAAAAAUAAAGUUCCAAAAUGAAA
This is a messenger RNA of Ochotona curzoniae (black-lipped pika), 6642 nucleotides long. It is a transcript of the gene RUNX1, whose product is annotated as RUNX family transcription factor 1. The record is from RefSeq and is a predicted model, not a curated record. Gene Ontology annotation, molecular function: RNA polymerase II cis-regulatory region sequence-specific DNA binding; ATP binding; DNA-binding transcription factor activity, RNA polymerase II-specific. Gene Ontology annotation, biological process: regulation of transcription by RNA polymerase II; regulation of cell differentiation; hemopoiesis. The coding region runs from base 1619 to 2884 and encodes 421 amino acids. The transcript is spliced from 5 exons. Lineage: Eukaryota; Metazoa; Chordata; Mammalia; Lagomorpha; Ochotonidae. Gene Ontology annotation, cellular component: nucleus.